GUGCUUGUUGCAUGCAUCGCCAUUUUCGUACACGUCAGUUCACUUCCAGUCGUCGUCCGGGAGGCCAAUUUGGACGAUUCUUGCUUGCAACAAACAGCCUGGACCAGCAGCAGUAGUAGGCCACGUGGCAUUGAGUUAGGUUAGGACUUUCGGAUUAGUUGAGCUAGGUUAUGUUUUGAUGAGAGUCGUGACGCCGUGACGAAACUCCUCAAGACCCGUUGAAGGUGCGUGGCCGGAAGUCAUGGAGGGCUUCGACUACGUCAUCAAACGUCCCCCGCAGGCCCGGAUAUGCUUCGGAUCGGCCAUCACCCGCGAAGCGGUCCCGCUGCGAGGUCCCGCCAUGAGUUCCCUGAUGCGUCGCACAAUGUCCAAAUCCGCCCAAGCGGAAAACCUCGCCCCCGGUUCGUACGACAUCACGUACUACGACAAGGCCCACCAUCCGGCACUGCACCGGAUGGUCUACAGCAAACGUGGCUACGGAUCGCUUUCGGCGAGCUCGAUCCGCUUCCAGUUCGACGAGGUCAGCCACUGCCCGGGGGUUGGGGAUUACGAUGCGACCAAGGUGAAACCGGUAAAAUCUUCGGGAAAGCCGUUUGGAGCUACGGUUCCCCGCUGGCAGGAGAAACCGGUGCCGGCGGUUCCGGGUGCGGGAACGUACACGCCAAAGUCGCGCAAGGACAUUCAGCUGCACUCGUUCGGGGGCAAGAUCCGGAUCGUGCCGGCCACGAUGACCGUUUGCAAGACGGACAACUUUGACCGCUGUAUGGUGUGCGAACAGAAGCCGGAAGUGGACUACUGGAAGAACUUCAAAACGGACCGGAGCUUGUGCCGGCGGUGCAUGGAAGCGGAGGUAGACGAGGCAAAGUACCGGUCGAAAACGAAAUCUGUGAUGUUUAAGCGGUUGGGCGAACUUAAGGAGUUUAAGCGCAUCCGCCACUGUUCCUAUUAUCACAAGCACGAUAAAACGACGGCCGCGAUCCAGUUUGUGAGCAAUCGCGAGCUGAAGCGAAAGUUCCGGCUCGAAAAUUACCUUUCGAUGUUUGAAUAAAUUUGUGCUUUUGUUGCAUCAGUAUUAACAUUUGGUUGUAAUUUACAUCAGAAAAAUAUAAUUUAGCAUUGCAUAUUUAGUUCAACAAUCUAAUACUUUUAAUCAACAAACGUUGGAUCUAUUUGUAUAGAUUAG
This is a messenger RNA of Culex quinquefasciatus (southern house mosquito), 1183 nucleotides long. RefSeq lists its product as uncharacterized. Gene Ontology annotation, cellular component: ciliary basal body. NCBI's taxonomy places the organism in Eukaryota, Metazoa, Arthropoda, Insecta, Diptera, Culicidae. Gene Ontology annotation, molecular function: cytoskeletal protein binding. The coding region runs from base 242 to 1048 and encodes 268 amino acids. The record is from RefSeq and is a predicted model, not a curated record. Gene Ontology annotation, biological process: regulation of cell projection organization. The transcript is spliced from 4 exons.